AGCAAUUGGGUCAGUCUUCAGUCAGACGCAUUCUCUUAUUAGGACCCCCAGACAGCGUUAUUUCUGCAAGACAUGAUGAAACGAUGAACAGGAGCGCCUAGGAGAAGAGGAGAGAACAAAACAGCGCAGAAGAUUCAUUUUUAAAAUAGACGGCAGAUAAAAUAGCGUGUGCGGUCUUUUAUUCAUUAGUUUUAACUCUCAAGUCUCCUCUGUGAGAUACAAGUUCUCCAUGAGAUUUUUCAGACUCACAUUCAAGUGUUUUGUGGACUGUUUUUGAAGGUGCUUUUAAACCCGAGAUCGUAUUAUUUUUCUUUUUUUUAAAUACAUAUAUAUUUUUUAAAUAUAUAUAUAUAUAUAUAUAUAUUCAAAAAAAAAAAAAAACCUUUAUCAUUUUAAUUAAUGUUUAAAGACUGAUUUAAUUCCACCUGGUCCUAUUGACGAUCCAAAAAAAGGCUUACAAAUAACACAAAAAAAAAUAAUAAUUAUAUUAUAUUAUAAAGUGACUAUCAAUCUGAGAUCUUGAUUUCGUUCUGGGUUUAACCAGAUAAUCAUAAGAGAUCUGGGCAUGGAGAAAAUAGCGCUCAAUAGUGGAGAUUGCUCAGUGAACGUGAUCCACAGCGAAGAGAAAAAAGGACUCCUCGUUUCAAACGGGAAUGGUCACGCUAACGGUAACGGAGCGGUGGUCGGCGGAGGUGCGACCGGAGGGGGGUGCGCACCCGCAGCACCGCCGCCGGUCAGGGCAAGCUAUCCAGAAAGAGAGACGUGGACCCGGCAGAUGGAUUUUAUAAUGUCCUGCGUGGGAUUCGCGGUCGGCUUGGGCAACGUGUGGCGGUUUCCUUACCUUUGCUACAAAAACGGAGGAGGAGUCUUCCUCAUCCCCUAUAUUAUUAUCGGACUGCUGGGAGGCAUUCCUAUCUUUUUUCUGGAGAUCGCUUUGGGACAGUUCAUGAAGGCUGGUGGCAUCAAUGUAUGGAACAUUGCCCCACUUUUUAAAGGUCUGGGCUACUCCUCAAUGGUCAUUGUGUUCUUCUGCAACACUUACUACAUCAUGGUCCUGGCUUGGGGCUUCUAUUACUUCAUCAAGUCCUUCAGUGCUACCCUGCCUUGGGCAACCUGCAAAAACCCGUGGAACUCUGUGGACUGCAUCGAGUUCUUCCGGCAUGACGAAUGCCACAACGGCACCAUCGGCAACGCCACCUUCGGCAACAUGACCUGCGAGGAGCUGGCCAACGGGCGCUCGCCAAUCAUCGAGUUCUGGGAGAACAAGGUUCUGAAUAUCUCGGAAGGACUAGAGCACCCUGGAGUGAUGAACUGGGAAGUAACGCUGUGUCUCCUAGCAACCUGGGUCAUUGUGUACUUCUGUGUGUGGAAGGGAGUCAAGUCAACAGGGAAGAUCGUGUAUUUCACAGCCACGUUCCCCUACGUUGUCCUGAUCAUUCUGCUCAUCCGAGGGGUCACCUUGCCCGGAGCCUACGAAGGCAUUCUCUACUAUCUCAGACCAGACUGGUCCAAGCUAACAUCAGCACAGGUGUGGAUCGAUGCUGGGACACAGAUCUUCUUCUCGUACGCAAUCGGACUUGGCGCUCUCACUGCACUCGGCAGCUAUAACAGAUUCAACAAUGACUGCUAUAAGGACGCCUUACUCCUAGCCCUCAUUAACAGUGGCACCAGCUUCUUCGCUGGCUUUGUGGUCUUCUCAAUCUUGGGGUUCAUGGCUGCGGAACAGGGGGUGCACAUCUCACAAGUGGCCGAAUCAGGCCCGGGACUGGCGUUCAUAGCGUACCCCAAAGCAGUCACCCUGAUGCCAGUGUCCCCUCUUUGGGCAGCUCUAUUCUUCUUUAUGCUUUUACUCUUGGGACUGGACAGCCAGUUCGUGGGGGUGGAAGGUUUCAUCACUGGGAUCUUGGAUCUGUACCCUGGAAAGUAUUACCAGCGCUACCGUCGAGAGAUUGCGGUCGCCGUGUGCUGUACUCUCUGUUUCAUUAUCGACCUGUCCAUGGUCACGCAGGGUGGAAUGUAUGUCUUCCAGCUAUUUGAUUACUACUCUGCCAGUGGGAUGACCCUCCUGUGGCAGGCAUUCUGGGAGUGUGUGGUUGUCGCUUGGGUUUAUGGAGCUGACAGGUUCAUGGACGAUAUCGCUCGUAUGAUUGGUUACCAGCCGUUUCCCUGGAUCAAGUGGUGUUGGUCAGUGAUCACUCCACUGGUGUGCAUGGGUAUUUUCUUCUUUCAUCUUGUCAAUUACAAACCGUUGACUUACAACAACACCUAUGUGUACCCCUGGUGGGGCGAGGCAGUGGGCUGGGUCCUGGCUCUCUCCUCUAUGCUGUGUAUCCCGACCACCGUGGUCUACAAGCUGUUCCGCGCCAAGGGCACCUUCAGAGAGCGCUGGGAUCACCUGUCCAAGCCAGUGUGGGGCGGUCAUCAUCUGGAAUACAUGUCCGAAGACACGGACAUCAAAAGUCUGGCCUCGCUGACCCCCAACUCAGAGGACAACAAGGUCAUCAUAUUCGAGAGUGUCAUUUAACACCUCGAAUACAUCCAUCUCAUCUCCGUCAGAGCACAGAGACACACAGAGGCAGCAUGGAACGAAAACUCCCGCUGCACAGCAGUGUGAUCCAUUCCUGUGGCUUGCAGCAAAAUCUGGACUAGAUAAAACUGCUAUGCAAUAGGAGUCUUAUUUCCAUGCCUGUACUGUGGCAGAAUUCUAACAGGCGUAGCAUUAGAACUAAGGGCUGUGUUGUUCACAAUAUUAAUAUCCGACAAGCACAGUUUAAGUAAUGUGCCAUAUUUUAAGCUCUUCAAUGACUUCUGUGUGCUGUGCUUUAUGCAGACUCCUCCCAUUGCCUCCUGAUUGGCUGAUGGAAAACGAGCUCAUGAAUAAUGCUGAAUAAUCUGACGCCGGCUUUGCUGUUUACUUUAUUACAUAUUAAUGAGCUGCUUUCGGUUUCAACCAAUCAAAAACGAGCAGAAGGGAUAGGACAAAAAAAUGCUAAACUUUGCCUUUUUUUGUCUUGAUGAGACCACCCCCCCAGCUGCCCCCCCCCCCAGCUUCUAUAGUGCCACUAUGUUCUGCCUGCCAGAAAUUUGCCUAUCGACAACAAAGCUAUUAAAAACAGCGAUCAACAGUAAUAGACUAUCACCCAGAUCAAGUAAUGCGAGGCUAUGUUUGCACAUUGUUGAACUUUCACCUUUUAUGAAAAGGUGAAUCGUGUUUGACCAUUUAUUUUGUUUUUAUUAUUAUUAUUACUACUUGUAAAAUAAAUCAGAGAUUCGUUUUUGUGAAUGAUUUCAUUUUGUUUGUAAUUUUUUUUUUUUUAAAGAAUGGGUUGAUGCAGUAAAAAAUAAGGACUGGUAAUCCUUCAUGCGAGGAAUGAGACACAAAAUAUAUGCAAUACGGAGAAGAUAUAGAGAGUAAUACGGGGUCUGUUUUCCCUUCUGUUUUUCCAUUAUUCCCACCCAGAUCUAACACAAAUUAUCCUGUAUAUUCCCAUACAAAAUCCUUAGGAUUUCACCCUUUACAGGUGUUCCCACCCAAAAAAUACAUGUGCCAUUCCACUCGAGGACCAAGCUGAAAUUCACCGGAUUUUAUUAACCCUUUGUUUCUUACACAUUACACUGAUGAAAGCACUGUCUGCUUCAAGCAAAGCAAAGGUAAAUUAUUAUAAAUACUGACCACCACAGUUAUCUGCUUCAAUACAAUACACACAUAUUUUUAUACAAGCAAUUGUUUUUUUUUUUCAAUGUAGCCUUAAAAUAAUCCAGUUUCAGCCUGCCUAAUGUCAAACCAGAAUAGACUCUGUUAAAUAAACUUCGUGGUACGAUUUCAGGCAGCUUUUUUGGUCACCUUUUGGUAUUAAAUUAGUUUCAAGACUCUUCUUAGUAAGGUCAACUCUCUUUUAAGACUCUCAGACAAAAUGCCCUUGUCUUAGUUAUUAUUAUUAUUAUUAUUUAUUUCUUAGCAGACGCCCUUAUCCAGGGCGACUUACAAUUGUUACAAGAUAUCACAUUAUACAUUAUUUCACAUACAAUUACCCAUUUAUACAGUUGGGUUUUUACUGGAGCAAUCUAGGUAAAGUACCUUGCUCAAGGGUACAACAGCAGUGUCCCCCACUGGGGACUGAACCCACAACCCUCCGGUCAAGAGUCCAGAGCCCUAACCACUACUCCACACUGCUGCCCUCUUAGUGCUCUCAACAGGGCUGGGAAUGAGACUCCCGUUGCACAGCAGUUUGAUCCAUUCCUGGUUUUACUAAGAUGCACCUGAGCUUGUUGCUUAGACAGACUGGGGCUGAUCAAGCUGGUAAUAAAACCUGGAAUGGGUGACACUGCUGUGCAAUUGGAGUCUGAUUGCCAUCCCUGGCUGUCAGGUUUUCAGUGCAAUGGGGUCUGCCAUAUUAAGACUCCGCUCAGCCCCUCGGCAGCUGUAUUGCUAUAUUUAGCCUCUGUCCUCCGCAUGGCCUUGCUCUAUUUGUGAGAGAUUGACGUCACCAAUGUCUUUCUUUACUGUACAAACAGCUGAUAAAACUGAAGGGCAGAUUGUCAAGGUAGAAACCGAUUUAAAAGAAAAAAAUAAUCAGUUUAUUAAAAAGAACACAUCAAAGGUGUAUUUUUUUUGUCAACUUUUUUUUAGAUCAAUCAGCUGCUAGGAGCAGGGUGAGCUCUGAUAGGCUGAGCUGCCCCCUCAUUUUUCCUUAGUUAUUAAAAGAUGACAAAUGAGACGGUCAGUGCCUGUGUCAGCGUUGAAAAGCUGAAACAUGAUUUAUUAAUACGCUGGAAUAACUACAGGCUCCACUAGCAUAUACAUGAACGUCAGAAUAUCAAUACAAUACAAACAGUUUAUUUUUUUAACAGAACUGUAUUGUAAACCUCUGUGCACAAAAAAAACAUGUAUUUACUGUAUUAAACAUAGAUUUACAGCUUUGGUGCCAGUUGAAGUAUAGCCAUUAAAAAAAAAAAAAAAAAAAAAAAAAGAGAGAAUUGAUACUGGCUGUCUUUA
Molecule: messenger RNA, 4996 nt
Organism: Acipenser ruthenus (sterlet)
Lineage: Eukaryota; Metazoa; Chordata; Actinopteri; Acipenseriformes; Acipenseridae
Product: sodium- and chloride-dependent creatine transporter 1-like
Exons: 13
Coding region: 566-2524 (652 amino acids)
Biological process (GO): sodium ion transmembrane transport
Cellular component (GO): membrane
Source: RefSeq, a predicted model, not a curated record